This is a messenger RNA of Drosophila albomicans, 663 nucleotides long. RefSeq lists its product as uncharacterized. Lineage: Eukaryota; Metazoa; Arthropoda; Insecta; Diptera; Drosophilidae. The transcript is spliced from 3 exons. The record is from RefSeq and is a predicted model, not a curated record. Bases 49 to 468 code for a protein of 139 amino acids.
UACAUAUUAUUAAAUUGUCAAGUGAUAAUUAAAACAACUCGUAUCGAAAUGGUCAAGAUCCGUUUGAAUGCCUGUUGCUUCUGCAUCAGUCUUCGACGUGGAUGCAUUGGAAUUGCUUUCUUCGAUGUUAUAGUCAAUUUGGUGAUCAUCCUAUUGGGCCCUCAAGAACUCAUCUCACAGCCAGAGCGAGCUGUGUGCAUCUGCCACUGCAUCGGAUGUGUGAUGUUGUUGUUGGGCGCGCUUAUUCAGUCAACAGUGCUAUUGGUGUUCUAUCUAAUCACCAGCUUCGUCAAUACGGCCAUUUUAAUCAUCUGCUUCAUCAUACAAACAGUUAGUAACCUGUCGGUACGCUUUCAUGUUCUCAUUUUUGUAGUCGUUUUAACUGCAAUUAACGUUUACUUUUAUAUUAUUGCGUAUUCGUAUUAUCAGCAAGUAAACACGCCCUUCGAAGAAGAUGACGAGGCCUGAACUUAUCUAUAGAUUGGAUAAACUUAUUUGUAGAUUGUUUUCUUAAUGAAAAGAUCCACAAGAAGUUUGUCUUCUCUAUAGUUUCACACAUGGAAACUAUAGGACAUCUUUAUUACUGAGCUUAUAAAUUAAUGGUGCCUUAUGAGCAGAUCGGAAUAUAACAGAUUUUUAAAUAAAUGUACAUAAGUAUAUACA